GACGACGAGGUGGUCUUGCAGUGCACCACGACGCUGCUGAAGGAGCAGCUCAAGCUCUGCCUGUCGGUCGAGGGCUUUGGGAACCGCCUGUGCUCGCUGGAGCCCACCUCCAACGCACAGAAUGUCCCCCCCGACCUGGCCGUGUGCUGCUUCGUGCUGGAGCAGUCGCUGUCGGUGCGGGCCCUGCAGGAGAUGCUGGCCAACAGCUCCGAGAUCGGCAGCGAGUCCUCCCAGGGUGGGGGUCACCGGACGCUGCUCUACGGCCACGCCAUCCUGCUGAGACACUCGCACAGCGGCAUGUACCUGAGCUGCCUGACCACCUCCCGCUCGGUCACCGAAAAACUGGCCUUCGACGUGGGGCUGCAGAAGGACGCCGCAGGUGAGGCGUGCUGGUGGACGAUGCACCCGGCGUCCAAGCAGCGCUCGGAGGGGGAGAAGGUUCGGGUGGGAGACGACCUGAUCCUGGUGAGCGUGUCCUCGGAGAGAUACCUGCACCUGUCCACGGCCUCCGGGGAGCUCCAGGUGGACGCCUCCUUCAUGCAGACCCUGUGGAACAUGAACCCCAACUGCUCGGGCUCCGAGGAAGGUUUUGUCACCGGCGGCCACGUCCUGCGCCUGUUCCACGGCCACAUGGACGAGUGCCUGACCCCCACGGCCCCCGAGCAGGGCGAGGAGCGCAGCAGCGUUGUCAACUACGAGGGCGGCGCCGUGUGCGCCCACGCCAGGUCCCUGUGGCGCCUGGAGCCCCUGCGCAUCAGCUGGAGCGGGAGCCACCUGCGUUGGGGACAGCCCUUCCGCCUGCGCCACGUCACCACCGGCCGCUACCUGGCGCUGACCGAGGCCACCGGGCUGGCCAUGGUGGAGGCCACCGCGGCCAACACGCGCGUGGCCACCUUCUGCUUCCGGGCCUCCAAGGAGAAGCUGGAGACGACCCCCAAAAGGGACAUCGAGGGCAUGGGGCCCCCCGAGAUCAAGUACGGCGAGUCGCUGUGCUUCCUGCAGCACGGCGCCAGCGGGCUCUGGGUCACCUACGCCGCCCCCGACCCCAAGGCCCUGCGCCUCGGCCUGCUCAAGAGGAAGGCCAUCCUGCACCAGGAGGGGCACAUGGACGACGCGCUGACCCUGAGCCGCUCGCAGCGCCAGGAGUCGCAGGCGGCUCGGAUGGUCUUCAGCACCACGGGGCUCUACGGGGCCUUCAUCAGGAGCCUGGACAGCCUCCAGGGCCGCCCCGGGGGUCUCCGCCGCCCCCCCUGCCCCAUCGCCGCCGUCAUCCUGAGCCUGCGGGACCUGAUCGGGUACCUGGAGCCGCCGCCCCCCGAGCUGCGGAACGAGCAGCGCCAGGGCCGCCUGCGGGCGCUGCGGGCCCGCCAGAGCCUCUUCAGCAGGAGGGUGUCUGUCCCAGUUUCGGGGUGCCGGGGGUCCCACGGGGGGGGUUCUGACCGCCCCCCCGGGCCGCAGGGGAUGCUGACCCUGGUGCCAGGGAUGCUGACCCUGGUGCUGAGCUGCAUCGACCGCCUGAGCGCCUACAGCACCGCGGCGCAGUUCGGGGAGGCCGCGGGCGAGGAGGCGGCGGCCGCCUGGAAGGAGAUCGUCAACCUGCUCUACGAGCUGCUGGCCUCGCUGAUCCGGGGGAACCGAGCCAACUGCGCGCUGUUCUCCACCAACCUGGACUGGCUGGUCAGCAAGCUGGACAGGCUGGAGGCCUCCUCGGGCAUCCUGGAGGUGCUGUACUGCGUGCUGAUCGAGAGCCCCGAGGUGCUGAACAUCAUCCAGGAGAACCACAUCAAGUCCAUCAUCUCCCUGCUCGACCAAACAGGCCGCAACCACAAGGUGCUGGACGUGCUGUGCUCGCUGUGCGUCUGCAACGCCGUGGCCGUGCGCUCCAACCAGAACCUGAUCACCGAGAACCUGCUGCCGCGCCGCGACCUCCUGCUGCAGACCGGCAUGGUCAACUACGUCACCAGCGUGCGCCCCAACCUGUUUGUGGGGACGGCGCCGGGCUCGACGCAGUUCCGCUGCUGGUACUUCGAGGUGGCCGUGGAGCGCGCCCGGCCCUUCGUCACGCCCGUGCCCACCCACCUGCGCGUGGGCUGGGGGGCGGCCGGGGGCUUCCGGCCCCGCCCCGGGCGGGGGGCGCGGGCUGGGGGGGGCAACGGCGCCGGCGACGACCUCAACUCCUUCGCCUUCGACGGCCUCCACCUGUGGACAGGGGGGGUCCCCAAGGCCGUGGCGUCCCCCCAGCGCCGGGCUCUGGCCGAAGGGGACGUGGUCAGCUGCUGCCUGGACCUGGGGGUCCCCAGCGCCUCCUUCCGCCUCAACGGGGCCCCGGUCCAGGGGGUCCUCGAGGGCUUCAACCUCGACACCCUCUUCAGCCCCGUGGCCAGCUUCUCGGCGGGGGUCCGACUCCGGUUCCUGCUGGGGGGCCGCCACGGCGAGUUCCGUUUCGUGCCGCCGCCCGGCUACGCGCCCUGCGCCGAGGCGCUGCUGCCCCGGGAGCGGCUGCGGCUGGAGCCGCUGACCGCGUACCGCGGCUCGGCCCCGCCCGGGGCCCGCAGCCUCCUGGGGCCCAGCCGGGCCCUGCCCCACACCGCCUUCACCCCCUGCCCCGUGGACACCUGCCAGAUCGUGCUGCCCCCACACCUGGAGCGCAUCCGGGAGAAGCUGGCGGAGAACAUCCACGAGCUCUGGGCCCUGACCCGCAUCGAGCAGGGCUGGACCUACGGGCCUGUCCGGGAUGACGUGCAGCGCCUGCACCCCUGUUUGCUGAGCUUCCACAGCCUCCCCGAGCCCGAGCGCGGCUACAACCUCCAGAUGUCGGGGGAGACCCUCAAGACGCUGCUGGCCCUGGGCUGCCACGUGGGGAUGGCGGACGAGAAGGCUGAGGAGAACCUGAAGAAGAUCAAACUGCCCAAAACGUACACCAUGUCCAACGGGUACAAGCCGGCGCCGCUGGACCUGUCUCACGUGCGGCUCACGCCGGCCCAGCUGACCCUGGUCGAUCGCCUGGCCGAGAACGGCCACAACGUCUGGGCUCGGGACAGGGUCCAGCAGGGCUGGACCUACAGCACCACCCAGGACAUCAAGAACAAGCGGAACCCGCGGCUGGUCCCCUACAACCUGCUGGACGAGGGGACAAAGGCCACCAACCGCGAGAGCCUGUGCCAGGCCGUGCGGACCCUGCUGGGCUACGGCUACAACAUCGAGCCCCCCGACCAGGAGACGCCCUCGCAGGGUGCGGCUCCCGGGGGUCCCCGCGCCCCCCGGCCGCGGCUGUUCCGGGCGGAGCGGGGCUCGGCCGUGCGCAGCGGCCGCUGGUACUUCGAGUUCCAGGCGGUGACGGCCGGCGAGAUGCGCGUGGGCUGGGCCCGGCCCGGGCUGCGCCCCGACACCGAGCUGGGCGCCGACGACAUGGCCUUCGUGUUCAACGGGCACCGGGCCCAGCGGUGGCACGUGGGGGGCGAGUCCUUUGGCCGCUCGUGGCAAGCUGGGGACGUGGUGGGUUGCCUGAUCGACCUGGGCGAGUGCCACAUGAGCUUCACCCUCAACGGGGAGGUGCUGAUCGGGGACGGCGGCUCCGAGGUGGCCUUCAGGGACUUCGAGGUGGCCGACGGCUUUGUCCCCGUGUGCAGCCUGGGGCUGGGCCAGGAGGGCCACCUGAACCUGGGCCAGGACGUGGGCACGCUGCGCUACUUCGGCAUCUGCGGCCUGCAGGAGGGCUACGAGCCCUUCGCCAUCAACAUGAAACGGCCCAUCGCCCUCUGGUUCAGCCACAGCCUGCCCCAGUUCAUCCCAGUGCCCCCCGAGCACCCCCAGCUGGAGGUGACCCGCCUGGACGGCACCGUGGACACCCCUCCGUGCCUGCGGCUGUCGCACCGCAGCUCCGGGACCCCCGCGGCGCCCCCCGAGCUGCUGUUCCUGCGCCUCAGCCUGCCGGUGCAGUUCCACCCCACCUUCCGCUGCACCCCCGGGACCACCCCCCUGCCGCAGGCGCCCCCCCCGGAGCCCCCCGAGGAUGCGGCGGCCGAGCCCCUGUCCGAGUUCGAGCGGCUGCGGCGCUCGGCCGGGCCCCGCAGCGCCGAGGGCGACGAGGGCGCCGAGAAGGGAUCCCCGGGGGGAGCCCCCGGGGCCGCCCCCCGGGAACCGCCCCGCGGCGAGAACGAGAAGGACGCGACCACCGAGAAGAGCAAGACCAGGAGGGGGUUCCUAUUCAAGGGCCGCAAGACGCCGUUCACGCCCCCCCCCGCGCCCCCUCCCGUGCCCCGGCUGGAGGAGGACGUGGUGCCCGACGAGCGCGACGACCCCGAGGUCAUCAUGAACACCACCACGUACUACUACUCGGUGCGGCUGUUUGCGGGGCAGGAGCCGGGCAGUGCCUGGGUGGGCUGGGUCACCCCCCACUUCCACCAGCACGACCCCGACUUCGAGCUGGGCCGCGUGCGCAGCGUCACCGUCACCAUGGGCGACGACCGCGGCAACGUGCAUGACAGCAUCAAGCGCAGCAACUGCUACAUGGUGUGGGGGGGGGAGUUUGCGACCCCCACCCAGCAGGCGCGGGUGUCCCACACCGACCUGGUCAUCGGCUGCCUGGUGGACCUGGCCACGGGGCUCAUGACCUUCACGGCCAACGGCAAAGAGAUCAACACCUUCUUCCAGGUGGAGCCCAACACCAAACUGUUCCCGGCGGUGUUCGUGCAGCCCACCACCCAAAACGUGCUCCAGUUCGAGCUGGGCAAGCUCAAGAACAUCAUGCCCAUCUCGGCGGCCAUGUUCAGCAGCGAGCGGCAGAACCCGGCCCCGCAGUGCCCGCCCCGGCUGGUCAUCCAGCAGCUGACCCCGGUCACCUGGAGCCGCAUGCCCACCCAGUACCUGGCCGUGGAGAGCGCCCGGCUGGGCGAGCGCCAGGGCUGGGCCGUGGAGUGCUCCGAGCCCCUGCAGAUGAUGGCGCUGCACAUCCCCGAGGAGGACAGGUGCAUCGACAUCCUGGAGCUGUGGGAGCGCGAGGAUCUGCUGCAGUUCCAGUGCCACACGCUGCGGCUCUACUGCGCCGUGUGCGCGCUGGGCAACAACCGCGUGGCCCACGCCCUCUGCAGCCACGUGGACCAGGCCCAGCUGCUCUUCGCCAUCGAGAGCCCCGAGCUGCCGGGACCCCUGCGGGCCGGCUACUACGACCUGCUGCUAGCCAUGCACCUGGACGCGGCGCAGCGCGCCCGCUCCUCCAUGAGCGCCGAGUUCAUCGUGCCCAUCACCGAGGCCACGCGCGCCAUCGCGCUCUUCCCCGACGGCGGGCGCUGCCCGGGACCCCCGGGCGUGGGGCCCAGCGCCUGCCUGAGACCCCAGCCCCAUUUCUCGGAGCCGUGCUUCAUCCGCGCGGCGGGCGGCGGCGGGCGGGCGCCGCUCAGCCCGGCCAUCCCGCUGGACGAGCUGGGCGCCAAGGCCAUGCGCAUGCUGGCCGAGGCGGUGGCCGGCGGGGGUCCCCACGCCCGGGACCCCGUGGGGGGCAGCGUGGAGUUCCAGUUGGUGCCGGUGCUCAAACUGGUGUCGGCGCUGCUGGCGGUGGGAGCGCUGGGGGACGGCGACGUGCGCCGCGUGCUCCGCAUGAUCGAGCCCCGCGUCUUCGGGGACGCUGGCGAGGAGGAAGAGGAGGAGGAUGAGGAGGCGAGGAGGAAAAAGGCCAUGGAGGCUGGAGAGCUGGAGGAGGAGGAGGAGGAGGAGGAGGAGGAGGAGGAAGAAGAGGAGGAGGAGGAGAAGGAGGAAGAGCUGGAGGAGGGGCUGCUGCAGAUGAAGCUGCCGGAGUCGGUCAAGCUGCAGAUGUGCCACCUGCUGCAGCACCUGUGCGAGCGGGAGCUGCAGCACCGCGUGGAGGCCAUCGUGGCCUUCUCGGAGCGCCACGUGCAGCGGCUGCAGCGGGACCAGCGGCGCCGCUACGGCCGCCUGAUGCGGGCACUGACCAUGUCGGCUGCAGAGACCGCCCGGCGCACCCGCGAGUUCCGCUCGCCCCCGCAGGAGCAGAUCAACAUGCUGACGCAGUACAAGGGGGGGGCCGAGGAUGAGGAGUGUCCGGUGCCUGGGGACAUCCGGGACGAGCUGCUGGACUUCCACAAUGACCUGCUGGCCCACUGCGGUGUCGAGCUGACGGAGGAGGAAGAGGAGGAGGAGGAGGAGACGUCGCUGCGGCAGCGGCUGCUGGGGCUGGUGCAGAAGGUGGUGGGGGUCCGGGGCCCCCCCAAGGAGGAGGAGACCCCCCCCGAGGAGCCCCCGGUGCCCAGCACGCUGCAGGAGCUGAUCUCGCAGACCAUGGUGCACUGGGCCCAGGAGUCGUUCAUCCAGAGCCCGGCGCUGGUGCGCGCCAUGUUCAGCCUGCUGCACCGGCAGUACGACGCGCUGGGCGAGCUGGGCCGGGCCCUGCCCAAGGCUUACGCCAUCAGCGCCACCUCGGUGCCCGACACCACGGCCCUGCUCGAGUGCCUGGGCCAGAUCCGCUCGCUGCUCAUCGUGCAGAUGGGCCCCGAGGAGGAGAACCUCAUGAUCCAGAGCAUCGGGAACAUCAUGAACAACAAGGUGUUCUACCAGCACCCCAACCUGAUGCGGGCUCUGGGCAUGCACGAGACCGUGAUGCAGGUGAUGGUCAGCGUGCUGGGUGGCGGCGAGUCCAAGGAGAUCCGCUUCCCCAAGAUGGUGACCAACUGCUGCCGCUUCCUCUGCUACUUCUGCCGCAUCAGCCGCCAGAACCAGCGCUCCAUGUUCGACCACCUGGGCUACCUGCUGGAGAACAGCGGCAUCGGGCUGGGCAUGCAGGGCUCCACCCCCCUGGACGUGGCGGCCGCGUCCGUCAUCGACAACAACGAGCUGGCGCUGGCCCUCAAGGAGCAGGACCUGGAGAAGGUGGUGACCUACCUGGCGAGCUGUGGGCUGCAGAGCUGCCCCAUGCUGCUGGCCAAGGGCUACCCCGACAUCGGCUGGAACCCCUGCGGGGGGGAGAAGUACCUGGACUUCCUGCGCUUCGCCGUCUUCGUCAACGGGGAGAGCGUGGAGGAGAACGCCAACGUGGUGGUGCGGCUGCUGAUCCGGCGGCCCGAGUGCUUCGGGCCGGCGCUGCGGGGCGAGGGGGGCAGCGGGCUGCUGGCCGCCAUCCAGGACGCCCUGAGCAUCGCCCAGGACCCCGCACGGGACGGGCCCAGCGGCCGCAGGGAGAGGAGGCCGUUCGGGCCCGAGGAGCCCCCCGAGGAGAACCGGGUGCACCUGGGCCACGCCAUCAUGUCCUUCUACGCCGCCCUCAUCGACCUGCUGGGCCGCUGCGCCCCCGAGAUGCACCUGAUCCAGGCGGGGAAGGGGGAGGCCCUGCGGAUCCGGGCCAUCCUGCGCUCGCUCGUCCCGCUCGAGGACCUGGUGGGGAUCAUCAGCCUCCCCCUGCAGAUCCCGGCGCUGGGAAAAGACGGGAACGUGGUGGAGCCCCGUAUGGCCGCCAGCUUCGUCCCCGAGCACAAGGCGCCCAUGGUGCUGUUCCUGGACCGCGUUUAUGGGGUGCAGAACCAGGAGUUCCUGCUCCACGUGCUGGAAGUGGGGUUCCUGCCCGACAUGCGCGCGGCCGCCUCGCUGGACACGGCGACGUUCAGCACGACGGAGAUGGCGCUGGCGCUGAACCGCUACCUGUGCCUGGCGGUGAUGCCGCUCAUCACCAAGUGCGCGCCGCUCUUCGCGGGCACCGAGCACCGCGCCAUCAUGGUGGACUCCAUGCUGCACACCAUCUACCGCCUGUCGCGCGGCCGCGCCCUCACCAAGGCCCAGCGCGACGCCAUCGAGGAGUGCCUCAUGGCCCUCUGCAGGUACAUCCGCCCCUCGAUGCUGCAGCACCUCCUGCGCCGCCUCGUCUUCGACGUCCCCAUCCUCAACGAGUUCGCCAAGAUGCCCCUCAAGCUGCUGACCAACCACUACGAGCGCUGCUGGAGGUACUACUGCCUGCCCAGCGGGUGGCCCAACAUGGGCGUCAGCUCUGAGGAGGAGCUGCACCUCACCAGGAAGCUCUUCUGGGGCAUCUUCGACUCCCUGGCGCACAAGAAGUUCGAGGCCGAGCUCUACAAGCUGGCCAUGCCGUGUCUCUGCGCCAUCGCCGGCGCGCUCCCGCCCGACUACGUGGACGCCAGCUACUCGUCCCGCACCGAGAAGAAGGCCUCGGUGGACGCCGAGGGCAACUUCGACCCCAAACCCGUCGAGACCCUCAAUGUCAUCAUCCCCGAGAAGCUCGACGGUUUCAUCAACAAAUACGCCGAGUACACGCACGAGAAGUGGGCCUUCGACAAGAUCCAGAACAACUGGACUUUUGGGGAGACCGUGGAUGAAGAAGCCAAAACCCACCCGAUGCUGAGACCCUACAAAACCUUUUCUGAGAAGGACAAGGAGAUUUACCGGUGGCCCAUCAAGGAGUCCCUCAAGGCCAUGCUGGCCUGGGAGUGGACGGUGGAGAAGGCGCGCGAGGGGGAGGACGAGCGCACGGAGAAGAAGAAAACCCGAAAAAUCUCCCAAAACGCCCAGGCCACCUACGACCCCUCCCACGGGUACAGCCCCCAGCCCGUGGACCUGAGUGGGGUCACUCUGUCCCGGGAGCUGCAGGCCAUGGCGGAGCAGUUGGCUGAGAACUACCACAACACCUGGGGCCGCAAGAAGAAGCUGGAGCUGGAGGCCAAGGGCUGAUUUGGGGUGCAGGGGGGGGGGUCCCACCCGCUGCUGGUGCCCUACGACACGCUGACGGCCAAGGAGAAGGCGCGGGACCGCGAGAAGGCCCAGGAGCUGCUCAGGUUCCUGCAGCUGCACGGAUACGCCGUGACCCGGGGGCUGAAGGACAUGGAGCUGGACACGUCGUCCAUCGAGAAACGCUUCGCCUUCGGCUUCCUGCAGCAGCUGCUGCGCUGGAUGGACAUCGCCCAGGAGUUCAUCGCACACCUGGAGGCCGUGGUCAGCAGCGGGCGGGUGGAGAAAUCCCCCCACGAGCAGGAGAUCAAGUUCUUCGCCAAGAUCCUGCUGCCCCUGAUCAACCAGUACUUCCACAACCACUGCCUCUACUUCCUGUCCACCCCGGCCCAGGUGCUGGGCAGCGGCGGCCACGCCUCCAACAAGGAGAAGGAGAUGAUCACCAGCCUGUUCUGCAAACUGGCCGCGCUCGUCCGGCACCGCGUGUCGCUGUUCGGGACGGACGCCCCGGCCGUGGUGAACUGUCUGCUCAUCCUGGCGCGCUCCCUGGACGCCAGGACGGUGAUGAAGUCGGGCCCCGAGAUCGUCAAGGCCGGGCUGCGCUCGUUCUUCGAGUCGGCGGCCGAGGACAUGGAGAAGUUGGGGGAGCAGCUGCGGCUGGGCCGGGGGACCCCGACCCGCGCCCCCACCAAGGGCGUGGCCCAGAAUGUCACCUACACCUCGGUGGCACUGCUGCCCGUCCUCACCGCCCUCUUCGAGCACCUGGCACAGCACCAGUUCGGGGACGACGUCAUCCUGGACGACGUGCAGGUGUCCUGUUACCGCAUCCUGUGCAGCAUCUACAGCCUGGGCACCGCCCGCGGGCCCCUCGUGGACAGGCAGCGGCCGGCCCUGGGCGAGUGCCUGGCCCGCCUGGCCGCCGCCAUGCCCGUGGCCUUCCUGGAGCCGCAGCUGAACCACCUGAACCCCAGCUCCGUGUACAGCACCAAGAGCGCCCGCGAGCGCGCCCUGCUGGGUCUCCCCUCGCGGGUGGAGGAGCUGUGCCCGGACCUGCCGGACCUGGAGCGGCUCAUGGGGGACAUCGGUGGCCUGGCGGACUCGGGGGCGCGCUACACGGAGAUGCCACACGUGAUCGAGGUGACGCUGCCCAUGCUGUGCCACUACCUGCCCCGCUGGUGGGAGCGCGGCCCCGACGCCGCCCCCCAGGGCCCCUGGGCCACCGACGUCACCGGCCACCACCUCAACGCCCCUGGGCCACAUCCUGCACAUCGUGGUCAACAACCUGGGCAUCGACGAGGCCUCCUGGAUGAAGAGGCUGUGUUCGCCCAGCCCAUCGUGAGCAAGGCGCGGCCGGAGCUGCUGCGCUCGCACUUCAUCCCCACGCUGGGGCGGCUGCGGAAGCGCGCGGGGAAGGUGGUGGCCGAGGAGGAGCAGCUGCGGCUCGAGGGCAAGGCCGAGGGCGAGGACGCGGAGCUGCUGAUCCGCGACGAGUUCUCGGUGCUCUGCCGCGACCUCUACGCGCUCUACCCGCUGCUCAUCCGCUACGUGGACAACAGCCGGGCCAAGUGGCUGACGGAGCCCAACGAGGAUGCGGAGGAGCUGUUCCGCAUGGUGGGCGAGGUCUUCAUCUACUGGUCCAAGUCUCACAACUUCAAGCGUGAGGAGCAGAACUUCGUGGUGCAGAACGAGAUCAACAACAUGUCCUUCCUGACGGCCGACAGCAAGAGCAAGAUGGCCAAGUCUGGAGAUGGACAGGGCGGUGGCUCGGAGCAGGAGCGCUCCAAGAAGCGGCGCCGCGGGGACAGGUACUCGGUGCACACCUCGCUCAUCGUGGCCACGCUCAAGAAGAUGUUGCCCAUCGGCCUCAACAUGUGCUCGCCCGCCGACCAGGAGCUGAUCGCGCUGGCCAAGGGCCGCUACGCCCUGAAGGACACGGACGAGGAGGUUCGGGAGUUCCUGCACAACAACCUGCACCUGCAGGACAAGGUGGAGAACACGGGCUCGGCGCGCUGGCAGAUGGCCCUGGUGCGCCAGGCGGGCCGGGACGAGGACCCCGACAGCCCCGAGCAGGUCGUGCGCAGGGUGCAGGAGGUGUCGGCCGUGCUCUACCACCUGGAGCAGACGGAGCACCCCUACAAGUCCAAGAAGGCCGUGUGGCACAAGCUCCUGUCCAAGCAGCGCCGCCGCGCCGUCGUCGCCUGCUUCCGCAUGACCCCCCUGUACAACCUGCCCAGGCACCGGGCCUGUAACAUGUUCCUGGAGUCCUACCGGCUCUCGUGGCUGGCCCGGGAGCAGCCGCCCUUCGAGGACCGCAUGAUCGACGACCUCUCGAAGUCGGGGCGGGAGGAGGAGGAGGAGGAGGAAGAGGCGGAGGCGCGGCCGGACCCACUGCACCAGCUGAUCCUGCACUUCAGCCGCACCGCCCUGACCGAGCAGAGCCACCUGGAGCAGGAUCACCUGUACAUGGCCUACGCCGGGAUCAUGGCCAAGAGCUGCCACACAGAGGAAGGGGAAGAGGAAGAGAAGGAGGAAGAGGAGAAGGAAGAGGAAGAGGCCGAGGAUUCGUUUGAGGAGAAGGAGAUGGAGAAGCAGAAGCUGCUGUCGCAGCAGGCCCGGCUGCACACGCGGGGGGCGGCCGAGAUGGUGCUGCAGAUGAUCAGCGCCUGCAAGGGUGAGCGGGGGGCCAUGGUCUCCUCCACCCUCAAGUUGGGCAUCUCCAUCCUCAACGGGGGCAACGCGGACGUGCAGCAGAAGAUGCUCGAGUACCUCAAGUCCAAGCGCGAGGUCGGAUUCUUCCAGAGCGUGCAGGCGCUGAUGCAAACCUGCAGCGUCCUGGACCUGAACGCCUUCGAGCGGCAGAACAAGGCCGAGGGGCUGGGCAUGGUCACCGAGGAGGGCACGAUCAUCAGCCGGGAGAACGGGGAGAAGGUGAUGUCGGACGAUGAAUUCACCCAGGACCUGUUCCGGCUGCUGCAGCUGCUCUGCGAGGGCCACAACAACGACUUCCAGAACUACCUGCGGACGCAGACGGGGAACACGACCACCAUCAACAUCAUCAUCUGCACCGUGGACUACCUGCUGCGCCUGCAGGAGUCCAUCAGUGACUUCUACUGGUACUACUCGGGCAAGGACGUCAUCGACGAGCAGGGCAAGAGGAACUUCUCCAAGGCCAUGGCCGUGGCCAAGCAGGUGUUCAACAGCCUCACCGAGUACAUCCAGGGCCCCUGUACUGGGAACCAGCAGAGCCUGGCCCACAGCCGCCUCUGGGACGCCGUCGUCGGCUUCCUGCACGUCUUCGCACACAUGAUGAAGAAGCUGGCUCAGGACUCGUCCCAGCUCGGGCUGCUGAAGGAGCUGCUGGACCUGCAGAAGGACAUGGUGGUGAUGCUGCUGUCCCUGCUCGAAGGGAACGUGGUGAACGGCACCAUCGCCCGGCAGAUGGUGGACAUGCUGGUGGAGUCCUCCAGCAACGUCACCAUGAUCCUCAAGUUCUUCGACAUGUUCCUGAAGCUGCGCGACAUCGUCUCGUCCGACGCCUUCCGCCACUUCGUCACCGACCCGCGCGGGCUCAUCUCCAAGAAGGACUUCCAGAAGGCCAUGGACAGCCAGAAGCAGUACGAGCCCGACGAGAUCCAGUUCCUGCUCUCCUGCUCCGAGGCCGACGAGAACGAGAUGAUCGACGUGGAGAGCUUUGCCCAGCGCUUCCAGGAGCCGGCGCGCGACAUCGGCUUCAACGUGGCCGUGCUGCUGACCAACCUGUCGGAGCACGUGCCGCACGACCAGCGCCUCAAGACCUUCCUGGAGCAGGCCGAGAGCAUCCUGGACUAUUUCCGGCCCUUCCUGGGCCGCAUCGAGAUCAUGGGGGCGGCGCGGCGCAUCGAGCGCAUCUACUUCGAGAUCAGCGGCGCCAACAAGGCGCAGUGGGAGAUGCCGCAGGUCAAGGAGUCCAAGCGCCAGUUCAUCUUCGACGUGGUCAACGAGGGCGGCGAGGCCGAGAAGAUGGAGCUCUUCGUCAACUUCUGCGAGGACACCAUCUUCGAGAUGCAGAUCGCCUCGCGCAUCUCCGAGGAGGAGGCGCCGCGCGACGAGGAGGAGGAGGACGACGAGGACAGGGAGGACGAGGAGCCGGCCGAGGCUCCGGCGCCGGCGCUGCCGGGCUUCGGGGCGCUGCGGCGGCUGCUGGGCUCGCCGCAGGCGUGGCGCCGCAGGAUCAGGAGGCUGCGCAAGAAGUCGGGGCGCGAGCUGGCGUGGGAGGCGGGUGUGGGCGCGGGGCGCGUGGCGCUGGGGGGCGUGCUGGGGGGGCUGGGGGUGCUGGGGGCCGUGGGGCGCCUGGCCUGGAGCUCGCUCUUCGGCGGGGGGCUGGUGGAGGGGGCGCAGCGCCUGGGGGUCAUCGAGGUGCUGGGCUCCAUGCCCGACCCCACCCAGGACGCCGUGGGCGGGGGCGAGGCCGGGGCGGGCGACGAGGGGGGACCCCCGGAGCCGGAGCAGCCCCCCGAGGCGCAGCUGGAGGCGCCCCCGGCCGAGGAGGAGGAGGAGGAGCGGCGGGAGGUGAAGGCCGUGCCGGCGGGGCCGGGGGCGCGCAAGGACCCCCAUUUCAGGCUGGCGGCCCCCGACGCCCCCGGGGGGCUCGGGGACAUCGGGGAGCCCCCCGGGGCUGAGCCCCCCACCCCCGAGGGGACCCCCAUCCUGCGCAGGAAGAUCGGGGAGAUGGCGGAGCAGGUGGGGGAGGGGCAGAAGGAAGAGGAGCCCCCGGCCGAGACCGAGAAAGCCGACACAGAGAACGGCGAGAAGGGCGGGGGUCCCGAGGGGCCCGAGGAGGGGCCGGAGCCCCGCGCCCCCCCGAAGCGGCGCAAGUCGGUGCCCCGGGAGCGCCGGGAGCCCCCGGCCGAGGGCGGCUUCGACUUCUGGGGCGAGCUGGAGGUGCAGAGGGUCAAGUUCCUGAAUUACCUGUCGCGGAACUUCUACAACCUGCGGUUCCUGGCGCUGUUCCUGGCCUUCGCCAUCAACUUCAUCCUCCUCUUCUACAAGGUGUCCGAGCACCCCCCGGGCGCCCCGGAGGAGCCCGAGGGCUCGGGGGCGGCCCCCGAGGAGGACGGGGGCGUCCCGGGGGGCGCGGAGGCGGCGGGGGGGGUCCCGGAGGAGCCCGAGGUUUAUUAUUUCCUGGAGGAGAGCACGGGCUACAUGGGCCCGGCCCUGCGGGGGCUGGCGCUGGCCCACACGCUGGUGGCCUUCCUGUGCAUCAUCGGCUACAACUGCCUCAAGAUCCCCCUGGUGAUCUUCAAGCGGGAGAAGGAGGUGGCGCGGCGCCUCGAGUUCUCGGGGCUCUACAUCACCGAGCAGCCCCCGGACGACGACGUCAAGGGACAGUGGGACCGCCUGGUGCUCAACGCCCAAUCCUUCCCCAGCAAUUACUGGGACAAGUUCAUCAAGAGGAAGGUGAUGGAGAAGUACGGGGACAUCUACGGGCGGGAGAGGAUCGCCGAGCUGCUGGGCAUGGACCUGGCCAGCCUGGAAAUGGGGGCCCAGGGCGAGCGCAGGGCCCCCCCCGACAGCUCCCUGCUCACCUGGAUCACAUCCAUCGACAUCCGCUACCAGAUCUGGAAAUUCGGGGUGAUUUUCACCGAUAACUCCUUCCUGUACCUCACCUGGUACAUGGCCAUGUCCCUGCUGGGCCACUACAACAACUUCUUCUUCGCCUCGCACCUGCUGGACAUCGCCAUGGGCGUCAAGACGCUGCGCACCAUCCUCUCCUCCGUCACCCACAACGGCAAGCAGCUGGUGAUGACGGUGGGGCUGCUGGCCGUGGUGGUCUACCUGUACACCGUGGUGGCCUUCAACUUCUUCCGCAAGUUCUACAACAAGAGCGAGGAUGAGGACGAGCCCGACAUGAAGUGCGACGACAUGAUGACGUGUUACCUGUUCCACAUGUACGUGGGGGUCCGGGCCGGGGGCGGCAUCGGCGACGAGAUCGAGGACCCUGCGGGGGACGAUUACGAGCUGUACCGCGUGGUCUUCGACAUCACCUUCUUCUUCUUCGUCAUCGUCAUCCUCCUGGCCAUCAUCCAGGGUCUGAUCAUCGAUGCCUUCGGGGAGCUGCGGGACCAGCAGGAGCAGGUGAAGGAGGACAUGGAGACGAAAUGUUUCAUCUGUGGCAUCGGGAGCGAUUAUUUCGACACGACGCCGCACGGCUUCGAGACCCACACGCUGGAGGAGCACAACCUGGCCAACUACAUGUUUUUCCUGAUGUAUUUGAUCAACAAGGACGAGACGGAGCACACGGGGCAGGAAUCUUACGUGUGGAAGAUGUACCAGGAGCGCUGCUGGGAUUUUCCGGCCGGGGACUGCUUCCGCAAGCAGUACGAGGAUCAGCUGGGAUGA
Messenger RNA from Vidua macroura (Pin-tailed whydah), 15063 nucleotides. RefSeq names its product ryanodine receptor 1-like. Gene Ontology annotation, cellular component: sarcoplasmic reticulum membrane; calcium channel complex; smooth endoplasmic reticulum. The record is from RefSeq and is a predicted model, not a curated record. Gene Ontology annotation, biological process: calcium ion transmembrane transport; intracellular calcium ion homeostasis. Gene Ontology annotation, molecular function: protein binding; ryanodine-sensitive calcium-release channel activity. NCBI's taxonomy places the organism in Eukaryota, Metazoa, Chordata, Aves, Passeriformes, Viduidae.